GUAACCCCACAAGUUUACAUGUAUAUAUACCCAUCCCCAUGAGUACCCCCUCAUCCAACUCUAUCCCCGACCCCCACACUUCUCUUAAUAUUUAUUUUCUUCUCUUCUGGAGGCAUGGCGGCAAGCUCCUACUCCUCCUCCUUUUCUUGUCUGUGGCUUCUUUUGGCUCUGGCAUUGGCGGCCGACGGUGUUUUUCGGCAGGCCGAGGCCCGGGCCUUCUUCGUAUUCGGGGACUCGCUCGUGGACAGCGGCAACAACAACUACUUGGCCACCACCGCCCGCGCUGACUCGCCGCCCUACGGCAUCGACUACCCCACCCACCGCCCGACUGGCCGCUUCUCCAACGGCCUUAACAUCCCCGACAUUAUCAGCCAGAGUAUUGGGUCAGAACCCACAUUGCCGUACCUGAGCCCGGAGCUCACCGGGCAGAAGCUUCUGGUCGGCGCCAACUUCGCUUCUGCAGGAAUUGGAAUACUUAACGACACUGGAGUCCAGUUUGUGAACAUAAUCAGAAUAUCGCAGCAGCUGGCUUACUUCCAGCAGUACCAGGAGAGAGUGAGUCGUAUGAUAGGGAGGGAACAAACUACGAAAAUGGUGAACCAAGCCCUUGUUCUCAUCACCCUCGGAGGCAAUGACUUUGUCAACAACUACUUCUUGGUCCCCUACUCUGCAAGAUCUCGCCAGUACGCUCUCCCCGAUUACGUCAAAUAUCUAAUCACCGAGUAUCGCAAAAUUUUACAGAGGCUAUAUGAUUUGGGCGCCCGAAGAGUGCUGGUGACCGGGACGGGGCCACUGGGAUGCGUGCCGGCGGAGCUGGGCAUGCGGAGCCGCGACGGCAACUGCGUGCCGGAGCUCCAACAAGCCGCCGGCCUCUUCAACCCGCAGCUCAUCCAGAUGAUCAACUCCCUCAACCAGAAGCUGGGCAGCCACAUCUUCAUCGCCGCCAACGCCCAGGAGAUGCACAACGACUUCAUCAGAGAUCCCGCGGCGUACGGGUUCGUGACCUCAAAGAUCGCUUGCUGCGGGCAGGGGCCCAACAACGGCAUCGGGCUGUGCACGGUCGUGUCGAACCUGUGCCCGAACAGGGAUUUGUACGCGUUCUGGGACCCCUUCCACCCGUCGGAGAAGGCCAACAAGAUCAUCGUGCAGCAGAUCAUGACGGGGUCCACCAAGUACAUGAGCCCCAUGAAUCUCAGCACCAUCAUGGCCUUGGAUUCGUCCAUGGCCUGAUCAUGCAUGAUAUAUGUUGAUUGAUGAUGAUGCUCCGGGUUCGUUCGUUCGUUCGUUCGUUGCGUCAAUAAUUAAUCGUCGUCCGGUCGGUCGGUGUGUUGGUCGUCGUCGGAAAAGUGAUUGCCAGUUUUUUUCCGGUUAAUGAUAAUAAAAUUGAUAAUUAUGUAAGAUGAAAGCGCACUAGUACGUAUGUAUGUAUGUACGUAUCCAAAGCGGUGGCAGCUAGGUAAGGAAUGAUCGGCUGCUGCCCACAAGUGUUGUUCUCAUACUUUAGUCUCUUACUGUCAAAUAAAUUAUUAAACAAUUAAUUCAUAGUUUGUU
Molecule: messenger RNA, 1551 nt
Organism: Diospyros lotus (date-plum)
Lineage: Eukaryota; Viridiplantae; Streptophyta; Magnoliopsida; Ericales; Ebenaceae
Product: GDSL esterase/lipase At5g33370-like
Exons: 5
Coding region: 115-1230 (371 amino acids)
Molecular function (GO): hydrolase activity, acting on ester bonds
Source: RefSeq, a predicted model, not a curated record